AUGUCGAGCCUACGGGAAUCGUUAAGCGCCGCAGAUGCGAUGCUUUUCAAGGAGGAAGCGCUGACACCGAUCUUUUGUAAGCCGAAGCUGCUUCCAUUGAAAACAGUCACUACCCAAAAACUGGAUGCUAUGCAGAAAGAGGCCAGAAAUCGCGUCAAAGCAGCCGAAGAGGUCCGUGUUUUCAAAGGAUAA
This is a messenger RNA of Strongylus vulgaris, 192 nucleotides long. NCBI's taxonomy places the organism in Eukaryota, Metazoa, Nematoda, Chromadorea, Rhabditida, Strongylidae. The record is from the annotation of a GenBank genome assembly.